Messenger RNA from Pantherophis guttatus, 702 nucleotides. RefSeq names its product ubiquinol-cytochrome c reductase complex assembly factor 2 (gene UQCC2). The record is from RefSeq and is a predicted model, not a curated record. Gene Ontology annotation, cellular component: mitochondrial matrix. NCBI's taxonomy places the organism in Eukaryota, Metazoa, Chordata, Lepidosauria, Squamata, Colubridae. Gene Ontology annotation, biological process: mitochondrial respiratory chain complex III assembly.
AUAGAGCCGGGUAAACGUCCGCCAAGAUGGCGUCGGCGCGGUACCGGCGCUUCUUGAAGCUCUGCGAGGAGUGGCCCGUGGAGGAGACCAAGCGCGGGCGUGAUUUGGGAGUCGUGGUGCGGCAGAAAGUGAUGCAGGCUUUCCGUGAGGGAGAGAAUACUCAGAUUGCCGACCCAGUGACUUGCGAUGAAAUUUUUGAAAGUUUAGCCAAAAUUCAUACUAACUAUUAUAGAAAUAAGUAUCCACGUCUGAGAGAUACAAACUUCUCUGGAGUGCCAGUGGAGGAAUGCAAGUUAGUUCUUGCAACAGAACAACUGAAGCAACUGGAAGAAGGAAAGCUUGGAAAAUUGAAAAGGUUACGUGAAAAAUUCUCUGCCAAGCAUCACAAAGAAGAUUCCAAAUAAUAACUCAGUCAUUAACUGGUUUUGUAAAGCACUGUUUUUGCCAGUACAGCUAAACCUCCUUGUUACCAGCAAAGAACAAUGGAAAGCUAUUCUGGAAUGGGAUAAACUAGCUCCAUUUGACUACAUGGUUUAUGAAGACUUAGGAAGUCCAUCUGAAGAACUGGAAAUGAUAUAGUUAUAUGCUAUGGGUUUUUACCUAUCUGCACUAGUGAAUGUCAUCUUGCAGCUGAUGUGUUGGACCCUAACAGAACAUGUAGUUCAUGUCAAAAAAAAUAUCUAACAUUGGGAUUCUGUGAAA